Molecule: messenger RNA, 455 nt
Organism: Trifolium pratense (red clover)
Lineage: Eukaryota; Viridiplantae; Streptophyta; Magnoliopsida; Fabales; Fabaceae
Product: carboxyl-terminal-processing peptidase 3, chloroplastic-like
Exons: 5
Coding region: 39-455 (138 amino acids)
Biological process (GO): proteolysis
Molecular function (GO): endopeptidase activity; serine-type peptidase activity
Source: RefSeq, a predicted model, not a curated record
UUUAUGUUACCGGUACACUUUUUAAAAAGUGUACCGGUAUGUUAAUUCUACCAAACAGUGCUAUCAUCCCUCACAAAUCAUCUGAAGGGCAUGUGAUAAAAACCGGCUAUGUGAAAUUGUCAACCUUCUCUCAGAGUGCUGCAGAAGACAUGCAGAAUGCUAUUCAGGAAAUGAAAAAUCAAGGAGUACACUCAUACAUACUUGAUCUACGGAACAAUCCCGGGGGUUUGGUAAAAGCAGGCCUUGAUGUUGCUCAGAUGUGGUUAGAUGGAGACGAGACUCUUGUAAAUACGAUUGAUAGAGAUGGGAAUAUGUCACCUAUUAAUAUGAUCAAUGGACAUGCUAUAACACAUGAUCCACUUGUAGUGAUUGUCAAUGAGGGAAGUGCAAGUGCCAGUGAAAUUUUAGCUGGGGCAUUACGUUUGAAAAUUUCCAAAAAUCUGAGAUUGGCGUAA